This is a messenger RNA of Myripristis murdjan (pinecone soldierfish), 2752 nucleotides long. RefSeq names its product tubby-related protein 1-like. NCBI's taxonomy places the organism in Eukaryota, Metazoa, Chordata, Actinopteri, Holocentriformes, Holocentridae. Gene Ontology annotation, biological process: protein localization to cilium. The record is from RefSeq and is a predicted model, not a curated record. The transcript is spliced from 10 exons. Gene Ontology annotation, cellular component: cilium. The coding region runs from base 16 to 1329 and encodes 437 amino acids. Gene Ontology annotation, molecular function: actin filament binding.
UCGUUUGAGUUAAUAAUGUUGUGCCUUUCAACAGGUUCAGACACAGAUGACGAUGAUGACGACGAUGAUGAUGAGGAGGACACCCCCAAAAAGAAAACCAAGAAAAAGACAACAAAGGACAGUUCUCCUCCUCCUGCCUCUACCAAGCAGAAGAAAUCCAAAUCUAAAGAGGACAAAGACUCUGAUGGAAAAGAGAAGAAGUCAAAAUCAAAGGAGAAAGAGAAGAAGAAGGAAGCAGCUUCAAUGUUCCAGAUAAAUGGAGAGAAAGAUUCUAAAAGCAAGAAGAAAGCUGCCAAAUCAGACAGUGAUGAGAGUGAGGAGGAGACCAAGCCAAGCAAGUCAAAGAAAAAAUCCAACUCCACCCCGGCGUCCAUGUUCCAAACAGCAGGAGACAAGGACAAGGACAAAGACAAAGACAAAGACAAAGACAAAGACAAGAAGACAAAGAAGAAAGCCAAAGCAGAAGAAAGUGGUGAUUCUGACUCUGAAAAAGAAGAGAAAUCAAAGAAGAAGAAGGGGAAAGGGAAGAAGAAAAAGGAGAGACCUCCAUCACCUGAGAUUGAGUUUGACAACCUGGAGGAGUUUGUCAUGCAGCCGGCUCCACAGGGUGUGACGGUGAAAUGUAGAGUGACCCGCGACCAGAGGGGGAUGGAUAAGAGCCUCUACCCUCUGUACUACCUUCACCUUGACAACGAGAAAAAGACGUUUCUGUUGGCUGGAAGGAAAAGAAAGAAAAGCACAACUUCGAAUUACCUCAUCUCUGUUGAUGCCACAGAUUUAUCAAGAGGUGGCGAGAAUUUCGUUGGAAAACUGAGGUCAAACUUGAUGGGGACUAAGUUCACAGUGUUUGACAACGCUCUGAACCCAGACAGAGCUCUUCCAGACAUGUCGAACGCUCGCCAGGAGUUAGCAGCCAUCAUCUAUGAAACCAAUGUGUUGGGGAUGAAAGGACCCAGAAGGAUGACGGUCAUAAUCCCAGGGAUGAACAAGGAUAAUGAUCGAGUGCCUCUGCGACCGAGAAAUGAAUGUGAUGGUCUGUUGAUAAGGCACCAGAAUAGAAGAAUGGAAAAUCUAAUUGAACUUCAUAACAAGACGCCUGUGUGGAAUGAAGAGACAGCAUCUCAUGUGCUCAACUUCAACGGCAGGGUCACGCAGGCCUCCAUCAAGAACUUCCAGAUAGUCCACAAUAAAGAUUUGGACUACAUUGUGAUGCAGUUUGGACGGAUAGCUGAUGACAUUUUCACGUUGGACUACAACUACCCGAUGUGUGCCGUGCAAGCCUUUGCCAUUGCACUCUCCAGCUUUGAUGGCAAAAUAGCCUGCGAAUAACACAAGAUCAAGAUGUCCGGUCUCUAUCCUGCCACCGCCAGUUUCUGGUGAAAUGAUGCGACAUGUCCUCACCCAGAACAGACCAGCCUGUUUGGAUGGACAGGCCCCCCAACACUUCAUGUCAUGCUGGUGACGAUGAAUGAUGGUUCACAGUACCACCUGUUCUGCUUGCCCGUUUUUCCCAUGGGAUUAAUACAAUGUAUCUCAUCUUAUCAUGUGACCUGUCAUGGCAUUGGGCAGAAGAGAAUCCUGGUUUUUGCCUUGGAGAAGCCAUAGAAACGUUGUUGUGUCAGCAUCAGUGUUUUCUGGCAAUCACAGCAAGACACUUCAAAGGACUGCAGCCACUGGAGAAUAGAGUGCGGAUCGGGCUGCAUAGAUCGGGCCAUCCAAGAGCAUAGUAACCGAGCCCAACCUGCACCCAACAGGCAUUCUUUUUUUGUGUGCAAAUCCGACCCGACCUGAUGGGUCUUGAUGGGCUUGGGUCGGGUAUCCACACACUAUUGGAAAACUGUGAGAUGUUUUGAGGUGAUAGGAAACCUCAAUAAUGAAGGCUUUUUGGCUUUACACACUGUUGUGCUGUAUUUGAAAUACCAAUAGGCCACUCAAUCACUACUGUAUUGUCUUGUGCUCUGAUGUUUAAGUGCAAAUACACCAACAACACAUUAAAAAUGUCCAGCAGAGUUCCUCUGACGACAUAUUCAUAUGUGCAGGUCUGACAUUGUAGAGUUUUGCUCCAUCAUGACGUGUUAGCAACUGGAAAAUGGCAUUUAAAAUUGAGAUUUAUUGCACAAAAUGAAAUGAAAAGGACAGGUGGCAGCCGUAGCUUAUAGAGCGCAUCUGCAAAUCACACUAAAUCAUAUAGGGCAGAAAAUUGUGGCUGUGUCGCUUUGACAUUGCUGAUUGGGGUGUAGCUAGAGGUGGAAUAUAGGCUGAAGUUUCAGCCUAUAGCAGUGCAGCAGGUCUCUGCCCUGUAUGAUUCAGUGAUGAUUUGCUCUUUAAAUCCUUGAUAACACAUGAUAACACUUUUACAUGCUGGACUCUCCAUUUUGUAGCUAGGUCUAACUUGGAAUAAUGAACUUAAUGUAAUAGGUACUAAGUCAGGCAGUUUUUUUUUUUUUUUUUUUUUUUUUUUACUUUAUAUAGGUGUCUCUGUUGUAUGUCCCCCUGUCUAGUUUUAACAUCAGGUGUUUUGAUUAAGAAUUCAGUGUAAUUUAGAUUUUAAUUUUUAUCUCAGAUUCCUAUGGAGUCUCUGAUUUGGAAAUUUGAGCUCCUGGAGAUUUUUCUAUUAACGUGUUUUUUUGUUUGUUUGUUUCAAUAUUUUUACUAUUCAUUUAUCAUGCUAAACACUGCCUUCGGUGCAUUUUUAGGCCUACUGUAAUAACGUUGUUAAAUAAAGCAUGUGAAUUAAACCCACCCGAACUCA